AUGAAAGCCAUUUUGUUCUUAGUAUUUGCUUUAUUCUUAACUGUUCAUGCCGAAGAAGAGUUUGAACUCGAUGAUGAUUUUGAAAUUAAUAAUGAAGAUUUUGAUUUUAAUGAUGAUGAGUAUGAAUUAGAAGACGAUGAAGAAGACGACGAUGAUGAUGAAUUUGAAUUAGAAGACGACGAAGAAGAUGAUGAUGAAGAAGAAGAAGAUGAAGAAGAAGAAGAUGAAGAAGAAGAAGAUGAAGAAGAUGAAGAAGACGAUGAUGAAGAAGACGAUGAUGAAGAAGACGAUGAUGAAGAAGACGAUGAUGAAGAAGACGAUGAUGAAGAAGACGAUGAUGAAGAAGACGAUGAUGAAGAAGACGAUGAUGAAGAAGACGAUGAUGAUGAAGACGAUGAUGAUGAAGACGAUGAUGAAGAAGAUGAUGAUGAAGAUGAUGAUGAUGAAGAUGAUGAAUUUGAAUUAGAAGACGAUGAUGAAGAUGAUGAUGAAGAAGAUGAUGAUGAAGAUGACGAUGAUGAUGAAGAAGAUGAUGAUGAAGAAGAUGAUGAUGAAGAAGAUGAUGAUGAAGAAGACGAUGAAGAAGAUGACGAUGAUGACGAUGAUGACGAUGAUGAAGACGACGAUGAUGAUGACGAUGAAGAAGACGAUGAAGAAGACGAUGAAGAAGACGAUGAAGAAGACGAUGAAGAAGACGAUGAAGAAGACGAUGAAGAAGACGAUGAAGAAGACGAUGAUGAAGAAGACGAUGAAGAAGACGAUGAAGAAGACGAUGAAGAAGACGAUGAUGAAGAAGACGAUGAAGAAGACGAUGAAGAAGACGAUGAUGAAUUUGAAUUAGAAGACGAUGAUGAAUUUGAAUUAGAAGACGACGAAGAAGAAGAUGAUGAAUAA
Entamoeba histolytica HM-1:IMSS is the source of this 894-nucleotide messenger RNA. RefSeq lists its product as uncharacterized. The transcript has a single exon. The record is from RefSeq and is a predicted model, not a curated record. NCBI's taxonomy places the organism in Eukaryota, Evosea, Mastigamoebida, Endamoebidae. The coding region runs from base 1 to 894 and encodes 297 amino acids.